AUAAAUGCAUGUGAAAUCCAGAGAUUUUCAGAUUUUCCAUUGUCAAGGAAAACGCUUAAAGGAUUGCAGGAAGCUCAAUAUCGUCUGGUAACAGAGAUACAGAGGCAAACCAUUGGUUUGGCUUUACAAGGUAAAGAUGUACUUGGAGCUGCAAAGACUGGAUCGGGCAAAACCUUGGCUUUUAUUGUCCCAGCCUUGGAACUCCUGUAUCGCCAGCAGUGGACUUCAGCUGAUGGACUGGGAGUUUUGAUAAUAUCACCUACCCGAGAACUAGCAUAUCAAACCUUCAAGGUGCUGCGUAAAGUGGGAAAGAAUCAUGAGUUCUCAGCUGGUCUUAUCAUUGGGGGAAAGGAUCUGAAAGAAGAGUCUGAAAGAAUCCACCACAUAAAUAUGCUAAUUUGUACUCCGGGACGACUUCUACAACACAUGGAUGAAACUUCAUAUUUCUAUGCAUCUGAUCUGCAAAUGUUGAUUCUCGAUGAAGCUGAUAGAAUUCUAGACAUGGGGUUUGCUGAUACAAUGAAUGCAAUAAUAGAAAAUCUGCCUAAGAAGCGCCAGACCUUGCUAUUUUCUGCAACACAAACAAAAUCGGUGAAGGAUCUUGCACGGCUGAGCCUGAAAGACCCGGAAUAUGUUUGGGUUCAUGAGAAAGCCAAAUUCAGCACUCCAGCAACUUUGGACCAGAACUAUGUUGUCUGUGAGCUUCAGCAGAAAGUAAACAUGUUAUACUCUUUCUUGAGAACUCACUUGAAAAAGAAGAGCAUUGUGUUUUUUGCAAGCUGUAAAGAGGUCCAGUAUCUAUUCAGAGUGUUCUGUAAGCUUCAGCCUGGUCUUCCUGUACUGGCACUCCAUGGCAAGCAGCAGCAGAUGAAGAGAAUGGAGGUCUACACUUGUUUUGUUCGGAAAAAGGCAGCAGUACUUUUUGCUACAGAUAUUGCGGCUCGUGGCCUGGAUUUUCCAGCAGUGAACUGGGUCAUUCAGUUUGAUUGUCCAGAAGAUGCAAACACAUACAUCCACAGAGUGGGAAGAACAGCCAGAUACAAAGAAGGUGGUGAAGCUUUGUUAGUAUUGCUUCCCUCUGAAGAAAAAGGCAUGGUGGAACAGCUGGCACAGAGGAAAGUACCUAUCAGUGAAAUCAAAAUUAAUCCUGAAAAACUUACAGACAUCCAAAAGAGGAUGCAAGCUUUCUUAGCUCAAGAUCAGGAGUUAAAAGACAAAGCUCAAAGGUGUUUUGUAUCCUACUUGCGUUCAGUUUACUUAAUGAAGAACAAGGAAGUAUUCGAUGUUUUCAAAUUGCCUCUAGCAGAAUAUGCCCU
This is a messenger RNA of Acanthisitta chloris (rifleman), 1316 nucleotides long. It is a transcript of the gene DDX10, whose product is annotated as DEAD (Asp-Glu-Ala-Asp) box polypeptide 10. The transcript has 11 exons. Gene Ontology annotation, biological process: rRNA processing. The annotation marks the transcript as partial. Gene Ontology annotation, molecular function: ATP binding; nucleic acid binding; RNA helicase activity. The record is from RefSeq and is a predicted model, not a curated record. Gene Ontology annotation, cellular component: nucleus. NCBI's taxonomy places the organism in Eukaryota, Metazoa, Chordata, Aves, Passeriformes, Acanthisittidae.